GGCGAUAAAAAUUUGGGACAAAGAAGUAGAUUAUGACCCUCGUUUUCGGCUAAUUUUACAAACGAAAUUAGCUAAUCCUCACUAUAAGCCCGAGAUACAAGCUCAAACUACUCUUAUCAACUUUACUGUAACAAAAGAUGGUUUGGAGGAACAACUUCUGGGUGACGUUGUGAAAGCUGAAAGACCUGAUUUAGAAUCCAAAAAAGCGGAAUUAACAACUCAACAAAAUACCUUCAAAAUUACCUUGAAGAGAUUGGAAGAUGAUCUUUUACACAGGUUAUCGACUGCUGGGCCAGACAUUUUAAGCGACGUCGAUCUCGUGAUCAAUCUCGAAACCACGAAAAAAACUGCUGCGGAAAUAGAAAUAAAAGUAGCUGAAGCUAGAGUAACUGCUGUAAAGAUAGACGAGGCUCGAGAAAUUUAUCGUCCUGUUGCGGCUCGAACCAACCUCUUAUAUUUCGUUUUAAACGAUUUGAACAAGAUCAAUAUGCUCUAUCAGUUUUCUUUGAAAGCUUUCAGCGUUGUCUUUCUGAACGCAAUCAGAUUUGCAGUAGCUUCGGAGGAUUUGGCUAAGCGCGUGGCUCUUUUAAUGGAUAGCAUCACUUAUCUAGUUUUCAUUUAUACAAGCAGAGGAUUAUUUGAAGCCGAUAAAUUGACCUUCCUUUGUCAAAUGACCAUUCAGGUAAAUAUUUUAUAAUUUAGAUCAGCGGUUCUCAAUCUGUGGAACCCGCCAUCCGUGUUGCCAGAUCCAAGGGAUUUCUUUUUCUUGGUUUUGUUUUGUCACUAUUCCUAUCUUAUACCUAGUAAUUAUUGUAUUACUUAUACGCUUCCUAUUAGUAAUUUGUAUAAAACAACCAUCUUCCAUUAGCUACAUUGCAACAUA
This is a messenger RNA of Bombus impatiens (common eastern bumble bee), 883 nucleotides long. Its product is annotated as dynein beta chain, ciliary-like. The record is from RefSeq and is a predicted model, not a curated record. The transcript is spliced from 2 exons. Gene Ontology annotation, molecular function: dynein intermediate chain binding; minus-end-directed microtubule motor activity; dynein light intermediate chain binding. The annotation marks the transcript as partial. Lineage: Eukaryota; Metazoa; Arthropoda; Insecta; Hymenoptera; Apidae. Gene Ontology annotation, biological process: microtubule-based movement. Gene Ontology annotation, cellular component: dynein complex.